CCUACUGUUUCCCGCUGUGCGCGCAGUGACAGCUUUAUGAGCCAGAAAGACGUCGGAACCCUACUUUUUUUCCCCCCGUUUUAUUACUGUCCCUUUCUCUCUCUGGGUUUCAAGAAGACGAUUCCUGUAUAUCCUGCUCCUCCGCGUGCCUUCGGAGCCAUGGAUGGGUUGUAGACGGCGCUGCGACAGUAAAAGAUGGAGCCGGGCUCUCUCAACCCUUCCGGGGAUGCUCUCCAUGGCCUCAGCUUUGGGCAGAAGAUUUACUUUGAGGAUUCUGGCGGAGGGGGAAGUGGGAGCUCCUCCAGGCCACCGCCGGCUCCGGUACAGGCAGCAGCAGCAGCGCCGUCCUCAUCUAGGAAAGGUAAGGGGGUGGCGCAGGGAGGGCAGCCGCAGCCGCCAAGGUGCCAGGUGGAGGGAUGCAAUGCCGAUCUGACUGGCCUUAAGACCUACUACUGUAGGCAUAAAGUGUGCGGGAUGCAUUCCAAGGCGCCCAAUGCGAUUGUUGCGGGGUUGGAGCAGAGGUUCUGUCAGCAGUGUAGCAGGUUUCAUCAGUUAUCUGAAUUUGACCAAGGAAAGCGCAGCUGUCGCAGACGUCUGGCAGGACAUAAUGAGCGCCGGAGGAAACCACCUAUGCUUCUCCCAUCACGCUUGGGCUGCCUUCCUCCAAUUGCACACGAACAAUCUAGGAGAUCGAGAAGCUUUCUGGUGGAUUACAGCUACCCAAUUUUCUCAAGCAAUGCAAGAGGUGUCUUGCCACCUGCAAGGUCCGGUCUGGUGGUUUCUAAUGAAUGGAAUGAAGGUUUAGAUGCUCCACCCAUUGCACCUGCUUUGCAUGGUACUACACCUCCGUGUUUUCAGGGAUCUUCUGCAGGGUCAUUUGGCUCUCCGGCGGAAUUUCCACCUGGUGAAUAUGUUAUAGAAGUCUCGGACUCGAGCUGUGCUCUCUCUCUUCUGUCAACUCAUGCAUGGGAUAGACACUCUACCAACAAUUUUCCUUCAGAAUUUCCAGCAAGCAGCAACUUGGAUGGUUCGCCAAUGUCUCAUUCCAGCAUCACCAGUGAUCGUGGCCUCAACUCCUGGGGCUUCAGAGGUCAUAGAGACCGGACUAUUGCACAUGAGAUCCAUGAUGAAAUGCCAUUGGCAGGGGCGACUGGAGCUAAUGGCUCUCACUUCUCCGGUGAGUUAGAGUUUGCUUUGCAUGAAAAUGAUCAGUGCUCUGACCAUGGUUCUGGUAGCGCAUAUGAUAAUUCAGGCCCGAACAUGCAUUAGUCUCUUUAGUUUAGAACUGGUCAUGGUUUAUUUUGAUGAAAUCUUGGUGAUGUAGCUUGUUUGGAUGCCUUUGUUUGAUGGCUAGCAUCAUGCAUCCAAUUCUUCGUGAACCCUGAAUUGCUUCAUUUCCAAAGAUUCAUGUUAUGUUACUAGACAUUGAUAUCUAUAUGUAUGAAACCUGUGUUCUAUUACA
This is a messenger RNA of Zingiber officinale, 1462 nucleotides long. Its product is annotated as squamosa promoter-binding-like protein 14. Bases 196 to 1269 code for a protein of 357 amino acids. The record is from RefSeq and is a predicted model, not a curated record. Gene Ontology annotation, molecular function: DNA binding. Gene Ontology annotation, cellular component: nucleus. Lineage: Eukaryota; Viridiplantae; Streptophyta; Magnoliopsida; Zingiberales; Zingiberaceae. The transcript has 3 exons.